AUGUCAACAGCAUUAAUUAUUAUCGAUGUUCAAAAUGAUUACUUUAAAGGUGGUAAUUGGACACUUUACAAUCAAGAAGGAGCAUUAGAAAAUGUUAAAAAGGUAUUGGCUAGUUUUAGAGAAAAGAAAUCUGAUGGUCUCCACCAUGUAGUUCACGUACAACAUGUUGCUCCAGCAGGAUUCCCAUUCUUUGUUGAAGGUACUGAAGGUGUAAAGAUCCAUGCCGACGUUGCCCCAAUCGAUGGUGAGAAACUCAUUGUCAAACGUCAAAUCAACUCUUACCUCGGUACCGAUCUCGAAGCUCAUUUAAAGGAAAAGAAAGUUGAGAAGUUGGUCAUUGUAGGUUCGAUGACACACAUGUGUAUCGAUUCUGCUACACGUGCAUCUGCCGAUCUUGGUUUCAAAGAUAUUACAGUCUUGGGUGAUGCUUGUGCUUCACGUGACCUUGAAUCACCAUUGGACAAAUCAAUCAUCCCAGCUCAACAAGUUCAUAAUGCCUAUCUUUCAGCUUUAGCUUUUGCUUUUGCUAAAGUCAUCCCAACCUCUACUUUUCUUCAAUAA
This is a messenger RNA of Cavenderia fasciculata, 561 nucleotides long. RefSeq names its product isochorismatase hydrolase. Bases 1 to 561 code for a protein of 186 amino acids. The transcript has a single exon. NCBI's taxonomy places the organism in Eukaryota, Evosea, Eumycetozoa, Acytosteliales, Cavenderiaceae. The record is from RefSeq and is a predicted model, not a curated record.